Aspergillus lentulus is the source of this 1206-nucleotide messenger RNA. RefSeq lists its product as uncharacterized. NCBI's taxonomy places the organism in Eukaryota, Fungi, Ascomycota, Eurotiomycetes, Eurotiales, Aspergillaceae. Gene Ontology annotation, cellular component: cytosol; cytoplasm; plasma membrane. Gene Ontology annotation, molecular function: protein-macromolecule adaptor activity; ubiquitin protein ligase binding. The record is from RefSeq and is a predicted model, not a curated record. Gene Ontology annotation, biological process: ubiquitin-dependent endocytosis.
AUGGAGUCAGCAAUUGAUAUGUACUGGUUCCACAAUGACACUCCUACUGUCGUGACUCAGAUACUUCGCGACUUGGACAAGAAGAGGAAACUGGCUAUUGUAUUGGAACUGACUGAGCCUGCCUUUUUCCUGCCCGAGGCCACGGGUAACAGGCCUGUUGUGCUUCGGGGCCGCUGCACAUUGCUUGUAAAACGGCCGCUGAAAAUCAAACAGGUUGUGGUGGCCCUGGACGGGUUUUCGUAUAUCAGAUGGCCCAAUCGAGUUCGCGAAAUGGGAAGCGUUGUCAAUUGUGCUUUGACACUAUUUAAUUCGAAGAAGGACUCCAAGGCUCAGUUCCAGUAUCAGGUGAAAGAGCCUGAGAAACCCAUCACAGGUGUCACGGAAGUUGAAAUGUCGAAGAAGAAAUUCAACAAGCUUCGCGAAGUGGUUUACAAGCUCCAUCUGCGUUCCACAAAAUCCGUCCCGGAGCUCAAGCCCGAAUGUUUUUCACCUGGAAAGUACUCUUAUGAUUUCGAAAUGAUACUGCAUUCUGGCCUGCCGGAAUCUACAUUCGUUGAGGGAACGAUAGUUCGCUACCAUCUCAAAGCCAGCGUCAAGUGUCACUCCAUGCUCCGGGGGAUGUACAAAUCGACCGAGGUCGACGCUGUUCGCUGCCCUGCCGAUGCCUACGUCGAAGACUCCGUGGGCGGCAAUUGGCCGCUAUAUGUUGACGGCGUUCUGCAUGCAGAUAUUACCCUUUCCAGGAAAGGCAUCGCUUUAGAAGAUUGCCUUCCCGCCGUAUUCAAGUACAAAGGAUACAAAGAUACCAAGUUCCGCAAACUUCACGUCUUCCUGGUUGAGGACGUCAGAUAUUAUACGAGGGAUGGGACGCGAGCCGGUAAGGCUCCCUAUAAAAAGUAUCUCAUACAUGAGACGCGGAAUAACGACCUCAGACCGGAUGUGCACUGGCAACGAGAGGGUGAAGUCUCUGAAGAGGAGCUUAACCCCUCUGAAGCAAAAUCGACAAGAUUCCCUAUAUCGUCUAACAACUGUGACACUCCAGACGGCGCUGCUCUUCCCCCGAGCCAAACGAUUAGCUUCGACCUUGAGCUAAAGAUGCCUAAGUGCAAAUUACACAGAGGUGCCCCAGACUUCAGAUACAUGCACUAUGACACCAAACUUCGGAGUGUCGAGGUGUCACACUUCUUUGAGGUAAGACUACCCUGA